GAUGCGUCCCAAACAAAAACUGGACGGCCGGCGGUAAAAUUUCAGUCCGGUAGCGUGAACACUGAGCUGAACCUGAACCCAAUCCUAAGCGCUAGCCGCACUCUCCCCGCUCCUCCCGCCACCAUGGCCGCCGCCGCCACCAUUUCCUUCUCCCAAUCUCUCUUCCCACCCCUUCAACCCGCCCGCCGCCGCUCAGCGCCGCCCGCCUGCACGCAUUCCGAGCGCGGCGUCUCCUUCGACCCGGGCUCGGCCUUCUACCGCAGCGACAGCGCUGCCGGCCGCGACCUCGCCGUACUCGCGGCCACCCUUCACCGCCGCGGGCGCCCAGACCCCUCCGCUCCUUUCCUCUGCCUCGAUGCGAUGUGCGGCUGCGGCGUCCGCGCGCUCCGUUACCUCGCGCAGGCCGGCGCCGACUUCGUCUGGGCCAACGACGCCUCCGAGGCUCUCCACCCCGUCAUCCUCGCCAACCUCUCCCGCUUCGAGCGGCAGGCGCCGCCGCCGGAGGCGGGGCGCAGGAGAUGGGUGGUGUCGCACAACGACGCCACCCGGCUGCUCGCGGAGCGCUACCUCCGGCGCGAGUACUUCGAUGUCAUCGACGUGGACUCGUUCGGCGGCGACGCCGCGUACGUAAGGGCAGCGCUCUUGGCGCUCAAGAUUGGAGGAUUGCUCUACCUGACGUCCACGGAUUGGCGGUCGGCGAGAGGGUAUGGUUCGAGAAGCUCUUUGUCUUCAUAUGGAGCAUAUGUUCGUCCAAUGCCAUAUCCGAAUGAAGUUGGUUUGCGAAUGGUUAUAGGUGGUGCUGCACGGGAAGCAGCUCUUCUGGGAUUUCACAUAACACCAGUGUUCUCGUACUUUGCGUAUCAUGGUCCUAUUUAUCGAGUGAUGGUACAAUUAUACAAUGGAAAAGAUGAUGGCAUCAGUAAUUAUGGUUUCAUUUGUCAUUGCAAGAAUUGUGGCCAGUCUCAGACUUUUGGAUUUGAUGAACUGGGGCAGAUUUCUUGUGGGUGUACAGACAGAACAGAUGCCGAUUUGAUCACUGUUAUAGGCCCACUUUGGACAGGUCCUCUCCAUGAUGCUUCUUUCCUUACUGAAAUGACAAGCUUGGCCGCAGAAUGGGGAUGGGCACACACAAGUGAAAAUGGGGUUACUUUGGAAAAACUGCUUAGCACUAUGAUUGAGGAGAGUGACCCAAGGUUACCUCCUGGGUAUAUAAGACUUGAUGAGAUUAGUAGGCGAGCAAAAGUUAACUCUCCACCACUCAGCACCCUCAUCAAUUCACUGCGGAAGGAAGGUUUUGCUGCUUGUAGAUCUCAUAUAGGUGCAAAUGCAAUCAAGACCAACUGUCCAAUUGCUUCUUGCAUAGAUGUUGCACGGGAGAUCCGGAACUUGCGAUGACUACCAGCUACAUCGCAAAUGUAAAAUUUUGCUGCUUGACAGCGCAAAUGUAACCCUGAGAUGAGCAUUUGUUCCAGCUUCCUGGUACCCAUGGACAGGCUACCAGACAUCCAGAAUCAGAGGAGACCUUUCGCCGCCGCAGGAAACUGAAGGCAGAACACCUGUCAUCCUGCACUGCACAAGCAGCAAAUUCUGCUCAGUUCCUUUCCGUCUGGGUGCCUCAUUUGUUCCAAAAUGUUUGCGCCAGGCAGUAGCGCGUCGGUGUAGCAACAUUUGUUCUUUUUUUUGAGAGAUGAUUUAGGACUUGUUAACAUGGAACAUUUAGCAA
This is a messenger RNA of Phragmites australis (common reed), 1723 nucleotides long. RefSeq lists its product as uncharacterized. The coding region runs from base 124 to 1395 and encodes 423 amino acids. Lineage: Eukaryota; Viridiplantae; Streptophyta; Magnoliopsida; Poales; Poaceae. The transcript has 6 exons. Gene Ontology annotation, biological process: tRNA N2-guanine methylation. Gene Ontology annotation, cellular component: nucleus. The record is from RefSeq and is a predicted model, not a curated record. Gene Ontology annotation, molecular function: RNA binding.